Molecule: messenger RNA, 726 nt
Organism: Rotaria sp. Silwood1
Lineage: Eukaryota; Metazoa; Rotifera; Eurotatoria; Philodinida; Philodinidae
Source: the annotation of a GenBank genome assembly
AUGUCAAAAUCUCUCUCAGUGAUUUCAACACUCGUCGAUAGUGCUAUUGAUCUUCUAUUUAAUAUUAUUCUGAUUUGGACAGCCCGCAAAAUCAAACAACGCGAUGCCUACAAAUAUCCUACAGGACGAACACGCCUUGAACCGGUCACUAUUGUUAUUCUAUCUGUAGUCAUGUGCUCCGCUAGCAUAGAAGCUAUUCUUUUUAUAUUGUGUCAUCGGAUCAACAAUCCAACGAUGCAGGCUCUCGCUGAAGACAAUCGAAAUGACGUGGCUUCGAAUUCUGUAGCACUGGUGUGUGGAAUUAUCGGUUCAAGUGCUCUGCACCAAAAGAUCAGACAAGAAGCUAUCGUUGUCGAUCCAAUUGGGGCCAUCAUUAUUUCCAUUUACAUCAUAGUCGUUUGGAUUCGGCAAGGCCACAGACAAGUUCGCCGUCUAACAGGUCUGACGGCUGAUCCACUCUUUCUGCAACAAAUUACACAUGUCGUCUACAAUUUUCGCCCUAAUCUAGUGACAAAAAUCAAAACUGUUCGAGCUGUUCAUCAUGGUACAAAAUUUUUCGUCGAAGUUGAGAUUGUUAUGUCAGGUUCAAUGCCUCUGGCGAUUGCACAUGAUAUUGGAGAAGAGCUACAAAAUCAACUUCAUAAAGUACCCGACGUUGAACGAGCAUUUGUCCAUGUCGGUUUUGAAGCUACGCGCGUGCCAGCAUCUGAAGACACAAUCGUUUGA